This is a messenger RNA of Pocillopora meandrina, 2847 nucleotides long. The record is from the annotation of a GenBank genome assembly. Lineage: Eukaryota; Metazoa; Cnidaria; Anthozoa; Scleractinia; Pocilloporidae.
UGUCACAAGGAGGCUACGUGUAAUAACACAAACGGAUCAUACGUGUGCAUAUGCAAAUCUGGAUUUAUCGGAGAUGGGCAUAAUUGUACAGGUAACCUUCAUUAGUCUAAAAAGCCUUUAGAUUCUUGUUGAAUAAUGUAAUGAGAUUUUGUUUGGUUCGUUGUUUGUUGAUGUUUAUUUUGGUAACGUGGCAAGCCAUAUUUUAAUUGUUUAGAAUAGGUGAGACAGUUACCUGACUAAAAGUUAUUAAGAGAUAGGUUUUUUGCGUAGACAACUUUUUUUCAUCAGGUACGACAAUCUCGCGGUCUCGCAAUCCAGCAAAAGAUUGAAAACAGCCACAGCUUGCACUCUUUAAACACGGUAAUGGCUUAUGCACAACAGUUUUUGCAUAAUUUCGAAAUCCCAUGUUUUUUUUUUAUCUGUGAUUUCAUAGACAUUGACGAGUGUAAAGGAAACCACUCUUGUCACGAGAAUGCAAACUGCACCAACACCAAUGGAUCACAUUUAUGCGAUUGUCAGCCUGGAUAUAAUGGAAAUGGCCAAAAUUGCACAGGUAAAUUCGGAAUAGCAAGGAAAUGCGGUCAUGGAUGAUUUAUUUUAGUUCGUCCUUUCUUUUUUGGUAUAUAUAACGUGUUUUGUGCUCCCGUAGCAAAACAAGAGCAGUUUAAAGCGUAUGCUUUAGAUAACACAGAAAAGGCUUAUGCCACGGCAAUAUUUGCAUAAUUCUGAAAUCCCAUUUUUUCAUCUGUGGUUUCAUAGACAUUGACGAGUGUAAAGGAAACCACUCUUGUCAUGAGAAUGCAAACUGCACCAACACCAAUGGAUCGCACGUAUGCGAUUGUCAGCCUGGAUAUACUGGAAAUGGACAAAAUUGCACAGGUAAAUUCGGAAUAGCAAGGAAAUGCGGCCAUGGAUGAUUUAUUAUAGUUCGUUCUUUCUUUUUUUGUAUAUAUAACGUGUUUUGUGCUCCCGUAGCAAAACAAGAGCAGUUUAAAGCGUAUGCUUUAGAUAACACAGUAAAGGCUUAUGCCACGGCAAUAUUUGCAUAAUUCUGAAAUCCCAUUUUUUCAUCUGUGGUUUCAUAGACAUUGACGAGUGUAAAGGAAACCACUCUUGUCAUGAGAAUGCAAACUGCACCAACACCAAUGGAUCACACGUAUGCGAUUGUCAGCCUGGAUAUACUGGAAAUGGACAAAAUUGCACAGGUGAAUUCGGAUUAGCAAGGAAAUGCGACCAUGGAUGAUUUAUUAUAGUUCGUUCUUUCUUUUUUUGCAUAUAUAACGUGUUUUGUGCUCCCGUAGCAAAACAAGAGCAGUUUAUAGCGUAUGCUUUAGAUAGUCUUUGCCGUACCAAAGAUAAAAAUUGAAAAAUAGCGGUUUGAAUUGUAGGUCCAACCCGAGAAUCGCAUGAAACAAAAAAAUUGCAAACGUAUGACUUUUGAAUAAAACACAAAUCCCGUUUUUCAUUCUUUUCUCUUUGUUCUUUUUUUUUUUUGACAGAUAUUGACGUAUGCAAAACAUAUCCCCACAAAUGUAAUGUAAAUGCUCUUUGUAACAACACGCAAGGAUCACACGUUUGCACAUGCAAACCUGGAUAUACUGGGGAUGGACGCAACUGUACAGGUAUAGUCAGGAGCCUUCAUAUUCGUUUCUACUAUUAUAAUGAAUUUUUGCACGUUGUUGCCGAAGCGGUUAGAGCGCGAACGAAGUGUACAGAGAAACACUAGACGUAGUAGAGAAGUAUUUGCGUCUCUGCUCACGUUAUGAUAGUGUAAAUUACGGCGCUUGACAUGUUUUGAAACCUUUAUUUGGUUCUUCUAUGGCGUGACAGUUUUAGCUCAGCAUUAUGUUUUCAGUACUCCGAUAGAGCACGCUUUUUCGACCGAUGACAGCACGCGUUAUAUCCAAACUUGAUCAUAAUUGGUAUUGGAUUAUUUGUAUUACACCACCUUAAAUCAUGUUACGGACCCCUUCAUCGUUGAUGGUUUUUGUGUCUUUCUGCCUUUGGAUGGGCGUUGCAACAAUAAUAGACGACGGCGUGAAACAUUCUUUUGAGUGAUAUUCUUUGUAGCUUGAUUUUGACGUAAUGUGUAUGUUCUCUUUCAGACAUCGACGAAUGCAGUGAAGCUCAUGCCGUGAAAAUGAACAAAUGCCAUCCGAAUGCCUCUUGCACUAAUAUUCAGGGCUCAUACAACUGUUCCUGUAAUCCUAAAUAUAUCGGGAAUGGUUUAAACUGUGAAGGUACUUUUGGUAUCUACUACGCCAUUAAAUUAGUUAAGGUGGCUAUAGGUUAGACUCAAUCUGAAUCUUUCCUACUCAGGUGGCCAUUAACUUUUCGUAGUUAAUAAAUUUUAUUUACCAUAUCUUAUAUCCUAGCGUCAUGGUCUAAAAAUGUCCCACACAAGUAUUACUUCACCUCCUUUUUUAAUGUAGUUGUCAUUUCUAUGUCCUGUUGUAAUAAUUAUUUCACUUUGUAGCCGAUCCUUGUUAUCAUUAUAAAAACCUGAGUGAUGCCAAUAGAAAGGUAAGUUACAUAACACCUAGCAGUUCAGAGCUGUGUGACAACCAACUCCCUGAGGGAUGGUAUCGUUUUGUGGGAGCUUCAGGAACAAAAAUGCCAACAACGCGUGUGUCAGCAUUCAGAUGUGGUACAGUCAACUCAGGCUGGUUGAAUGGUGCUCAUCCUACAGUGGAAGAUGGUAAAGUUCACAGAAAAGUCUGCUUUAGUGAUCGCUCUGCUGGUUGCAGAUACUCAAAGGAGAUUUUUGUGAAAAACUGUGGAUCAUACUAUAUCUACAAACUUUUCAACCUUCAACGCUGUAGUGUGCGUUACUGUGGUACAGACUGA